AUUUUUAUUGUCUAUAAAAAUUACUUUAUGGACAAAAUAAAGUGUUUGUCAUAAUUUUUGUACUGUUGGUAUGUAAGUUGUAUUUAAGUAUGGAAACAAAGAAGUAUAAGUCGUAAAGUGAGUGCGUUUUAUGCGCUAAUAAAAUAAUUUAAAAAAUGUUAUUUUAAUUAUUCACAAUUUCUAUUUAACAAGGAAGUUAGUAGUAACUGUUAAUUUUGUAAAGAAAAUUGAGAUAAAAAAUAAAUACUGUUAAAAGCUAGUAACAUGAGUGCCUACUAUUGAACAAGUUACUUUGAUAAUCAGUAUGCAAUAUUGUUCAUACUAUCUGUUAGUCUAUGUAACUUUAUACUAGAAAUUUUGAAUGAGGAUGUGAACGUAUAUGUAUUUGCAAGAGCCAAGUUCAAGUACGAUAACAUUCAAUACGAUCUGUUACCGAACUUUGAAAGCUUGGCAAAACCCGACCAAUUUGGUGGGGGAGAUCGGUGGUAAGAGCUCGAUCACCGGUAUAUAAAGCAGUCCGAAUAAACGUUGGACAUCAUCAGUCGCUCAGUCGAUUCAAAUCAACCUAAUCUUUUCAACAAUGGUGUUCAAGUUCAUUGCCUUCAUCGCCUUCGUGGCCGCCGCCAAUGCCGGAAUUUUGCGUCAGGGUACACUAACCUAUGCCCCCGCAGCUCCAUUAGCGUACACUCAUGCCGCACCGUUGGCGUACUCUGCACCAGUGGCAGUCGCAGCUCCCGUAGCUAAGACGGUGGUAGCUAAAACAGUGGAUGCCGACUACGACCCUCAUCCCCAAUACAGCUACGCUUACGAUGUACACGAUAGCUUAACUGGUGAUGCUAAGAGCCAGCAAGAGUCCCGUGAUGGAGAUGUAGUGCAGGGUAGCUAUUCUCUCAUCGAGGCUGAUGGAACCAGACGAACAGUUGACUACACCGCUGAUCCAGUCAAUGGAUUCAAUGCAGUGGUCCGCAAGGAACCAGCCACUGUCGCCGUGAAAGCUGUUGCCCCUGCUGCACCCCUGACCUACGCUGCUUCUGCGCCAGUUCUUGCUGCUCCAGUUGCGAAGUACGCCGCCCCCAUAGCACAUGCUCCAGUAUACACCACGAAAGUUGCUGCCCCAGUUGCCGUUGCCCAUGCUGCCCCAGUCGCUGUUGCCCAUGCUGCUCCAGUCGCUGUUGCCCAUGCUGCACCUAUCGCUUACUCUGCUCACCCUCCUACUUUUGCCAAGUACGCUGCUGCACCAGCCCUGACCUACGCUGCCCCAACGCACUAUUUGUAAAUGUACUUCCUUCGUAAAAUCGAUGUUCCGGACUCAGGCUGAAUCUUUUAUUUAUUUUUUUAGCAGACUUGUUUGUGAUCGAUUAAAGUCGUUACAAAUGUA
Molecule: messenger RNA, 1378 nt
Organism: Megachile rotundata (alfalfa leafcutting bee)
Lineage: Eukaryota; Metazoa; Arthropoda; Insecta; Hymenoptera; Megachilidae
Gene: CPR2
Product: cuticular protein 2
Cellular component (GO): extracellular matrix
Source: RefSeq, a predicted model, not a curated record